This is a messenger RNA of Adineta ricciae, 1212 nucleotides long. The record is from the annotation of a GenBank genome assembly. NCBI's taxonomy places the organism in Eukaryota, Metazoa, Rotifera, Eurotatoria, Adinetida, Adinetidae.
AUGAUGAAUACUCCUCCAAUACCUAUUGUUGCCGUUGAAUACACCAAACCGAUUCCCGAAUCGACUGCCAACGAAACAAGUUCAGCGUUAAUCAAUAGUCGUGACUCACUUAUUAUUCAAUUCUUAAGUAUCUACGCGCUCAUACUUAUCAUUGUGGGAACCGUGGGAAAUUUAUUGACAGUUGUCGUUUUAUUACGACGUAAUCUUCGUCGUCUAGUAACAAUUCGUUAUUUAAUCGUUGUUAGUAUUUGUGAUACAAUCUCUCUGUACGGAUGGAAUUUGAACAGUUUCUAUAAAUUCAAUAUCAAUCGAAAUAAUGGCAAUUUAGAAGAGAUUUCAAUCAUCCAUUGCCGAGUGAUUUCGUUUAUGACAUUCGUUAGUUUACAGUUGUCAAGUUGGUGUUUAACUGCAGUUAGUUUCGAUCGUGCUUUGAAUCUCUAUUGGUUUCACUGGAGACAAUCCUUCGGAAAUUUGAAAUACACGAAAUUUUACAUCAUCAUCUUAACCUUAGUUUGUAUUGGAUUAAAUAGUCAUAUAUUAUUUCUAAAUGGUUAUCAAACAUCCACUGGGAGUAUCAAAUGUUAUUCCACACGUGAUAAUCCGGGCUAUAUUUAUCCUCAAUGGGAACGUGUUCAUUUAGUUGUAUAUAAUCUAUGUCCAUUCGCUAUCAUGUGCAUCUGUAAUACAUAUAUUAUUGUCGUUACAGUUCGAUCGAGUCGCGCGCAGAUUGAAUCGACCCCACCGAUGGUCCAACGGAAAACUAUCGAGCGUUAUCGACAAUUGACCGCUUUAUUAAUCAUUGUUACCUUUGCAUUUGUUCUAUUGACACUUCCAGCAUGUAUUUAUUUCGUCUUUUUUCGUCAUAAUCUCGAAGCGAAAACCGAACGUACGCAUCGUUAUAUGAUCCAGAUCUCGUUGAAUUCUGUUCAAUUUACUUCUCAUGCAAUAAAUUUCUUUCUCUACUGUUUUUCGGGGAAGAGUUUUCUCAACGAAUUACGUGAUAUGUUCAAUGAAAUUAUCCUUUACUGUCAAGGCAAUGAUGAAGAAUGGGCAAUCAACGAUGUCAGACCACCCAACAUUGAACAAUAUCAGGAAUCAACAUUAGAAAAUCACCGCACCGAUCCGGAAAGAGAAAUGCAUGUGAAAAAUUACAAAUUUGACUUCUUUCCCGAAUUUCAAUCGGGCACUGAACAUCAAUCGACUUGGAAUUAA